Molecule: messenger RNA, 489 nt
Organism: Aureobasidium subglaciale EXF-2481
Lineage: Eukaryota; Fungi; Ascomycota; Dothideomycetes; Dothideales; Saccotheciaceae
Exons: 2
Coding region: 1-489 (162 amino acids)
Biological process (GO): mitochondrial translation
Cellular component (GO): mitochondrial large ribosomal subunit
Molecular function (GO): structural constituent of ribosome
Source: RefSeq, a predicted model, not a curated record
AUGCUUCUCAACCAGACUCCUCGCGCGAGCCUGCGCAUCGCUUUUGCCUCGACACAACAAGUCCGCCAUGCUUCACUGAUGCGCCGCCCCAAGCGACCAUACACCUUCACCCAACUCGUCACUCUCUCCGACGGCAGCACCUUUGUCCAGCGCACCACUAGCCCGCAGCCCGUAUACCGUAGCACAAAAGAUGUGCGCAACAACCCACUCUGGAACCCCAGUAGUCAGAAGCUGCUGAAUGUCGAGGAGGAUGAGGCCGGUCGUUUGAAGAGAUUCAGAGGCCGCUUCGGUCGUGGCUGGGAUGCCGAGGCUGCAGCCGGUGCCGAAGAGGUCAGAGACGGCGAAGAAGCUCUUACUCCAGAGGAAUCAGAAGAGUCUCUUCUCGACCUCAUCUCGAACUACGGCAACGAGGCCGACGCCCAGGGCGAAGCUGCAGGCAAGAAGGAAGAGGUCAAGUCAAGCGGCAAGGGCAAGGGUGGUCAGAAGUAA